Molecule: messenger RNA, 2205 nt
Organism: Podarcis muralis (Common wall lizard)
Lineage: Eukaryota; Metazoa; Chordata; Lepidosauria; Squamata; Lacertidae
Source: RefSeq, a predicted model, not a curated record
AUGCGCGGUUGGAGAGGCUCCAGCCCGGGGUGCUCGAUGCGUCUUUGCGCGCGGUGAAGUGAACAGAGGAAGCGCCCUCUCGAGUUCUCCCUCCUCUUGCCCUUCUCUCCCGCCCCCUAAAAGGUGGGGGUUGCCGAGAUAGAGACGCUGCCCUGCACUCUCGCGUUGCGGUGGCUGGCCGCUGGAUCAUCCAGGCAGGGAUCUCUGCAAGGGGCGUGCCUGGUUUGCGCCCCCCACCCAUAUUGUGCGCCCGGGGCAACGGCUCCCUGGCACACACCACCCCUCUAUGCCUAUGUCUGUGCUGCAGCCUGGUAAACACGAUACUCUGAGAAAAAUUUGUCUCACCUCUGAUUAGAGGUGCGUGGGAGGUCACCUGGAGGCGGCAGUUGCUGCGGAUGCAGCAAUACCAUUGCAACACCACGCAGAGAUCUUGGAAGAAGGGAUCUAUUUUGGAGAAGUUGGGAAUCUGUACAAAACCGACAUUCCUUAAAUGGAGUUCCUCUGCAAUGCCAGCAGGGAGCGAGCCCAGAUACACUAUCGACACAAAAUUUGACAAUGUGACUGUGAGGAUUUAUCAGCCAAAGGGCCUAUCCACAGGACAGAGAGGAAUUAUCUACCUGUAUGGAGGAGCUGGCUUAUUCGGGAGCAUAAAAGGUUAUCGGAAGCUGUGCCGCUACUUUUCCAGAGAAAGUGAAUCAGUGCUUGUGUGUGUUGGGCAACGUUUGGCUCCUAAGCACCGCUGUCCUACACAAAUCAUGGACUGCAUCACCGCCACUGAAUACUUUUUGAAAAAUGCAAGUGAUUAUGGGGUAGACCCUAAUCGUAUUGUCAUUGCUGGUGACAGCACUGGGGCUGGAAUUGUUCCCCUUGUCUAUCAACAUCUGUUAACGAGAAAGGAUCUCCCAAAGGUCAGAGCCCAGAUCCUGCUCUACCCAAAUAUUCAAACACUGGACUACAACGUGCCAUCUUAUCAGCAAAACCGAAAUGUCCCCCUCCUGUUCACAAAAUGGUCUGCCGAAUUUGAACUCAGGUUUAUGAAUGUGAAGCUAGCAUAUUUGGAUCAAUUCCUGAAGGGGGCCCAUGUUUCCGAAGAAAUGAAGAUGAAAUACAAGAAAUGGAUCCAUGCAGAUCAUAUCCCGGAUGAGUUUAAAGUCAGGGGCUACAAACCACCUCCGCCAGUCCCGUUUUCAAAGGAGCUGCAUGAAAUGAUGAAGCUUUCUUUGGAUCCCAAGCACUGUGCUCUUCUAGUGGAAGAUGACAUUGUGCGUCAGCUCCCUGAGACGUUUAUGUUAACCUGCGAGUAUGAUGUGCUUAGGGAUGAUGGACUGCUAUACAAAAAACGGUUGGAGGACAACGGUGUGCCCGUAACUUGGCACCAUGCAAAGGAAGGGUUCCAUGGGAUUGUAAGUUCAGUUGAUUGGUUCUUUGAAUGGCCAUGUGGAAGGGUGGCAGCAGAGCAUGUAACAAGCUUCAUAAAACGAUUCUGAUCAAAGAUCUGUUCUCUAUCCCUCAUAAAGACCUUUCAUUUUACUGCAUGCAGUGCACUCGAAGAAAAUGUUAUGAAAAUGAUAUACAGAUUGUAUUUAACACCAGCUAAAUUGGCUAAAAUGUACAAGACAAGAACUAACGAGUGCUGGAAAUGUAAGGGAAGGGAAGGUAUCUUUUACUACAUGUGGUGGAGGUAAAGGCUUUCUGGGAAAUGGCAUAUAAUGAGUUAAAGAAAAUGUUUAAAAAUACUUUUUGUUAAAAAAAACCCAGAAGCCUUUUUUACUGGGUGUAGUGGGUGAAGAGAUACUAAGGGAAGAUAAAAGACUGUUUAUGUAUGCAACAACUGCGGCAAGAAUUCUUUUAGCCCCAAAAAUGGAAACAGCAAGAAGUACCAAUGAAAAAAGUGUGGCAGAUGAGGAUGAUGGACUUUGCAGAACUGGCGAAGCUGACAGGAAAAAUCCAAAACCAGCACGAUCAAGUAUUCCAAAAUAAAUUUAUACGAUAUUUGAAAGAUUAUUGUGAGCAAUUAACAUCCCUAGCAGGGUUGUCCGAUGACCCGAAGUGAGAAAUUUUCUACCUUUCUAUUUUUAUUUAAAUUUUGAGGCAUUCUGUAAUAAGUCUAAUUAGAAUUAGAAUUGAAAAACUUAUAAAUAGCAGUGAUAUAAAGGUUAAUUUCGAAAGCCAUGAGGCGGGAGGAAAAGAAAUCGAGGCUUAGGG